AUGUUAAUAAUCAAUGACACUACCAUCUUGAGGGCAUCUAAAGUUGUCAUUCGCGUCGGAUCCACCUACAAUGACCGCGGAGGCUCAAAGCAUGAGACGUCCAAGAUCUUGGUCCACGAGGAUUACAAAUAUUCGGAGAGUAAAGACAACGACGUUGCAGUGUUGGUGCUGUCGACCAGUGUGAGCAACUACCGGAGCAGCUCGGUGCAGCCAGCCGUCAUCCCCCCGGGGGGGUAUGUGGUCCCGGACAACGCGUCUGUGGUAGCUGUCGGGUGGGGACGGACUGAUAUGAAAUGCAUCAAGUCAAGCCCCAUCGGCCUGCGACUCGUGGGGCUGCGCAAGGUGGACCGAGACACCUGCGCCGCACGUUAUCCGAGAUUCUCAUACAACAACAUGCUCUGCGCGGGGCUGCUUGGUGUUGGAGGAGCCGGCACUUGCAAGGGUGACUCCGGUGGUCCCCUGGUGUACAACGGGGUGGUGGUGGGGGUGACCUCAUUUGCGAUGAGAUGCGCCGAUUCCUUCUACCCUCACGUGUUCACGCGCGUCUCUAGCUACACCAACUGGAUCAACAACACUUUACGACAAAACCAGGUUGAGGUUGUGCACAAGCUCAGUCACAACACCGCCGUGGCUGCUGACGUCAGCAGUUUGAUGCUACUCGCCUUCUAUGAUAUGUACUCGAAUAAUUGA
Molecule: messenger RNA, 690 nt
Organism: Plutella xylostella (diamondback moth)
Lineage: Eukaryota; Metazoa; Arthropoda; Insecta; Lepidoptera; Plutellidae
Source: RefSeq, a predicted model, not a curated record